AUGGGUCGUGAAAGAGCGCCAAGCGGAACUGCUGUAGUAAAAUUGGUGAAGAAAGUUCGUGAGAUAGGCUUGCUAUUAGAUAUCAGAAAAGGUCCCCGAGCUCGGACGCACUGUCCGCCUGAGAAUAUUGAGGCUGUGUCCCGUAGUGUGGUACGACGCCGAUCGCAGCAACUGGCCAUUAGUCGCACCAGACCAGAGAAUACUGCACAAAGACCUAGGAUUAUUCGCCUACAAGGUCCAGAUGACUCAGGAGUUGAAAGCAAAUGA
Messenger RNA from Brassicogethes aeneus, 267 nucleotides. NCBI's taxonomy places the organism in Eukaryota, Metazoa, Arthropoda, Insecta, Coleoptera, Nitidulidae. The record is from the annotation of a GenBank genome assembly.